UUUCAGCACAGUGGAAACCAAAACAGAGCAAAUCCUGCAAAUGAAGCCAUGAAUCCUCUCUGCAAUUCCUUAAAAUCCCUUCAUGUAAACACUACCCUCUUCCUCCCCAAAUCGAAGCUCUCCUUUUCCCUUUCCCUCUCUCCUAUUUCCGCCGCACCCUUCAUAACCAAAUCCUCGCGGCGCCCAUGCCGCCUCACCAUCAAAGCCGACUCCGACGCCGUCGAAAUCGACAUGGUUAGGAACAGGCAAGGCGUUUACGCUCCCAAACAGAAGAAAGUGGUCGUCUUGUGGGAUCUCGACAACAAACCCCCGCGCGGGCCGCCGUACGAAGCGGCGUUGGCCUUGAAAACAGUUGCCCAGAAGUUCGGGGAAGUGGUUGACAUGUCGGCCUACGCUAACCGUCACGCGUUUAUCCAUUUGCCUCAAUGGGUCCUACAAGAACGCCGCGAGAGGAGAAGCCUCGACAUCCUCGAACGCAAAGGAAUCGUAACUCCGAACGAGCCUUACAUCUGCGGAGUUUGCGGCCGGAAAUGCAAGACGAAUUUGGAUUUGAAGAAACAUUUCAAGCAGUUACACGAAAGGGAACGACAAAAGAAACUAAACAGAAUGAAAUCGUUGAAAGGUAAGAAACGUCAGCGGUUCAAGGAACGGUAUAUAAGUGGGAAUCAUAAGUACAACGAAGCGGCUAAGAGUUUAAUUAAGCCGAGGAUCGGUUAUGGUUUGGCGAGUGAGCUAAGGAGAGCGGGGGUUUACGUUAAAACAGUGGAGGAUAAGCCCCAAGCGGCGGAUUGGGCAUUGAAAAGACAAAUGCAGCAUUCCAUGAGUAGAGGGAUUGAUUGGUUGCUUUUGGUUUCGGAUGAUAAGGAUUUCGCGGAGAUGUUGAGGAGAGCAAGGGAAGCAAAUUUGGGGACUGUGGUUGUAGGGGAUUGGGACAGGGGUUUGGGAAGACACGCUGAUUUAUGGGUAUCUUGGGUUGAGGUGGAAAAUGGGGAGCUGACGGAGAAAGAUUUGGUGCCCAAGAGGAAGAGGGUGAGCAAUGAUGAUGGGUUGUUUUCGGUUUCGGAAUUCGAUGAUGGGAAUGGGAGUAUCGGGGAACUGGAGGGUGUUGUGAAUGAGCUUUUAGUAGAGAGGAGUGAGUUUGGUGGGGUGAGGAUCUCGGUGUUUUCGGAAGGGGAGGAGGGAGAUGAGGAUGAAUGGGAGACUGAGGAAGAUUAUUUGUUGGAUGAUAGUGAUGAUGAAGUGAUUUUUGAGGAAGAUGGGUAUUACUGAUGAGGAAAUUCUGUUUACUUAAGGAUUGAUAAAGAGAUUGCAGUGUGUGUGACUUGGCUGCUUCUUUAAUAAGAGUUGAAAAUCCCAAUUGUGGCA
This is a messenger RNA of Hibiscus syriacus, 1365 nucleotides long. RefSeq lists its product as uncharacterized. The transcript has a single exon. NCBI's taxonomy places the organism in Eukaryota, Viridiplantae, Streptophyta, Magnoliopsida, Malvales, Malvaceae. The coding region runs from base 49 to 1269 and encodes 406 amino acids. The record is from RefSeq and is a predicted model, not a curated record.